AGUCCUACGCUUCGUUCUUUCCAAUUCUGAAUCGCGGAAGUGGAUCAACUGUGUUGUGUUUGUGCAGUACGUUGUUCAGAUGCAGUAUUUUUGUAGUGUUUUGACCGUGAGACGAGGUUUAUAAAACACAAAUAAAACGCUAAGAAAGCUCUGGGAAACAGACUGAAACAUGGAGGACGACGCUCCUGUCAUUUAUGGACUCGAAUUCCAGGCACGAGCGCUUACAGCCCAGACAGCUGAAACUGAUGCCAUCCGUUUCCUUGUGGGCACACAGUCCCUAAAAUUUGACAACCAGAUCCACAUCAUUGACUUUGAUGAUGAGAAUAACAUCAUUAAUAAGAAUGUCCUUCUGCACCAAGCUGGGGAGAUAUGGCACAUUGGAGCCAGUCCUGCCGAUAAGGCUGUGCUUACCACCUGCUAUAACAAAACCAGUGACAGCAGGGUGGUGUCCUGUGCGGCAGUUUGGAGGAUGCCCUGCGAUUGGGAGACAGGAAGCAAUGAUUCACCUGACGACUCCGCCCACAACCCCCAGACCUUGGAGCUGCUCUGUCACCUAGACGACAGCCCCCAUGGCAACGCUGCCUGUGCUGUGAAGCCUGUAUUCUAUGCUGUUGGAUGGAUGGCUUUGACCAACAUGGACAACACAGCUAUUAAACCCUGUAUCAAGGAACUAGGAGAGAGGUGA
Molecule: messenger RNA, 685 nt
Organism: Notothenia coriiceps (black rockcod)
Lineage: Eukaryota; Metazoa; Chordata; Actinopteri; Perciformes; Nototheniidae
Product: protein TSSC1-like
Exons: 6
Coding region: 170-685 (171 amino acids)
Biological process (GO): protein ubiquitination
Source: RefSeq, a predicted model, not a curated record